ACAGUAAACCGAAAGUAAAGUUAGCGAGGAGGGAAGCGACGUCACCCAGCGAGAGGACUUUGUGCUGAAACGCCACUUUGUGCACGGAGACGCUUUAAUGAACGUUGGUGAUGUUCGUCUAGCAGACGUCGCAGUACACACACACUUACUAAAUUAUUUAGUCGCUGAAGCCGAGUGCAAAUUUAAUAAGACAAAAUAAUAUAAACAAGAGGGGGGGAAAAAAAAAAAAAAAAAAAAAAAAAACAAGAAAUCAUGAACCGACAACACGCUGAGGUUGAGCUGGAAAAGAGUGUCCGCCGAUUAAGAGAGAAGUUUCACGGGAAGAUUCCAGUUAAUAAGGCAACCAUCCUUAUGCGACGCUAUGGCAAUAACCAUCGGAUUGUCGCCAUGGAUAUUAUUUUGAUGAAGGACCGAGAACUGGAUGAAGAUGACCAAGCCAUUCUGCAGAAUGAUGAGGCAGCAAGGAAUGUUGUGCAGAGACUGGAGGCUGAGGAACGGGAGGAAGCUGAAGCUCAGGCUCGACAGCAACCCUCUAGGGGUGAGGCACAGAGAGCACCUAGAGAGGAUCAAGACAUUACAGAACUGGCCAGCCGGCUCCGGGUGCUGCCCCUCACACGGGAAAACCUGCGCAUGUUUGACAACGCACAGCGAAAUGUCAUCCCCUCAGACCUACAUCAGUUUGCCUGCCAGCUCUGUGACUUUGACUGGUGGCGCAGAGUUCCUCAGAGGAAGAUGGUAUCCCGCUGCCAGAAAUGCAAGAGAAAGUAUGACCCAGUCCCAGAAGACAGAAGGUGGGGCAUUGCCGAGUUCCACUGUCCCAACUGCGCACGAACCUUCAAGGGUUUUGGACAGAUGAAUUUGGGAUCCCCAUGUUAUACCUGCCAUUCGCUGGUCACUCCAACUCAGAUUCUGCCCCCUCGGCGCAAAAAUAUUGGGUUGGGCAACAGGAGACAAAAUCCACACAGUUGCCUGGCGGAGGACUGCUACAAUCGACAGGAACCCCAUGUGCCAGGCACAGAGUGCAUACACCCACGUAGCCGCCUGCAAAACCACAAGCCCCGUGUGGUGUACCCGAGCCUGGCCCACGUGAGCUCGGGCUCCACGGUGAACACGUGCCUCAGCCAAGGUAGCCUAAUGGACCUAUAUCAGAUCAUCCUGGAUGACAUCCGUGAGGAAAGGGGAGCGGAGAUAGAGGAGGACGGCCAGGAGGAGGAUGAAAGCAAUACCGAAACCAACACCAGCUCCAGUAGCAGCAGCAGGAUCUAGAGCCAAAACCCAUCUGUAUACCUACCUGGACAACAGCCAAAAACACAUGUGAUCAUCAGUUUGGACAUCUAGCCAAAACCGACUAGAUAAUUCCCCUGGAAAUCAACCCAAGCACCCCCUUGGACAGCCACCUGAAGAUUCACUUAAAAACCACUUGGCCAAGCACCUGUAUAACAAUCAAAGCACCAGCUUGGAUAUACCCAUGUACGCCAGUGUGAACAACUGUUUGGAAGAGCACCUGUAUUGCCAUCCCAACACCAGCUUGGACACACAUCUCUAUACCACUCUGAACAGUUUCUUAAACAAGCACCUAUACAACGAUCCAACCACCAAACUAUGCACACACCUGUAUACCCACCUGGACAAGCGCUUGGACAUCUGCUGAAAUACUCACCCAGACACACCGCCGUACAUCCAACAUGAUAAUUUUACUUUAACAAACAAAUGUACACCCCAUACACAGUUGUCUGAGUACCUUCCCAUCUACAUGUACACACUUAAUUAUGUUGUGUGAACACUGCCAUAGCCUGUACUGUAAGCCUUAAACUCUCUGCCUGUUGUUCCAGCUGCUUUACUUGCUUCCCUAUUGUUGAGUUUCUUUGUGAGCAGGGACACAAUUAAGUUCAAGCAAUGUUAACUUUUAGAAGGCAACCUUAUGUUUAUUAAUUUAAUUGACAUUUUUCUUUAAGGCAAGUUAUAGUUUGAAGUUACAAUUAUCUAUGCAUUUAUACAGGUGGAUAAUUGCAUAAGUGGGAUAGAUUAAAACAACUGAGCAUAAGAACCUUGUUAACAGAUACUACAGCAGGAGGGGGGAUUUGAGCCUGAAACUUCUGACUCCAAAGGUAGCAGUUAUAACCACUAUGCAACUUGUAUCUGAUCUUUAACUGCUUUCAAACUAUACACAACAAAAAUGACGUGGCAAUAUCUACCAGUGGUAACCAGUACUCUUGUCAUUAAAAUUAUUGACAUUUAUACUGACAAAAUAAACAUUUGGAAAAGAUACACUUUAGUUUAAAGGUGCAAAACAAAUGAUACAAAAGAACUAAAAUAAGAACCUUGUUUGCUGUAGUUAGUUUGGAUUUUUUAUUAUUACACUGAUUCAUAACAACCAAAAUGGUAAAUUGAACAUUGCGUUGAUAAAAUAUUCCACGGGCCUUUGUCAGACAUGCAUCUGUUGUUGUGUUGCAAGAGGGUGUUUAACCUCAGACCACCUCUGCUAUUACAAAAUCAGGCUUACACAACUUUUUGUUUGGAAAACCAGAUGAGACUGUGGGUGGGAGGGAGGAAGAAAGGGAGGGUGGGUAAUAACUUGGACAAUUAUCCCACCUCUCAGUUAGUCAUAUGGUCAUGGCAGCACAGAUCAUUAUCCCACAUCGUAGUUAUAGCAGCACUAUUUACUAGAGUUCAAAAGUUUGGAAUCACCCAUAAAUGUGAAUGUUUUUGAAAAAAUUAUACUUUUCAAGGUAUCGUUAAAUUGAUUUAAAAAUAUAUCCAAGAUAUCAUUACUAAUGUUGCAAAUGGCUAUUACUGCUUAACCAGUCAGAUUCCCAAGAAACUGAAGAUUUCCUACAAUGCUGUCCACUACUGUUUUGAGAGAAGAGGGCAAACUAGAUCUAACCAACACAGAUAAAGCAGCAGAAGGCCCAAAUGCACAACUGCAGUAAUAAGUUCAGCAGAGGCUGUGGUUUGAGAAACAGAUGCCUUAGAAGUCCUUAGCUGGUUACUUCCUUAAAUAAUACAUGCCAAAUACCAGUGUCAUUUGCAACAGUGAAAAGAUGACUCCAGGAUGCUGGCCUUGGAAGCAGAGUUUCAAAGAAAAGCCAUAUCUAAAAGUGGCAAAAAAUAGAAAAGGUUAAAAUGGGCAAAAGAAAACAGAUAUUGGACAGUGGAUGACUGGAAAACAGUAUUAUGGAUGGGUGAAUCUUAAGUUUGAGGUGUUUGGAUCAAACAGGAGAACAUUUGAGAUGUUAAGCAAAUAAAAGGAUGCUGGAGGACAGUUUGAUGCCUCCUGUCAAGCAUGGUGGAGGAAGUAUAAUGGUAUGGGUCUGCUGUGGUGCUGGUAAGGUGGAAAAUUUAAACAAAGAACAAGGAGUACUGAACCAAAAAGGUUACCCCUCUGUUUUAUAAUGUCUUUCCAUCCUCUGUGGUCAGUACUUAAUUGGUGUAAAUUUCACCCUGCAGCAGGACAACAAUCCAAAGCACACUUCUAAGCUAUGCAAGACCUAUUCCUAGAAACAAGAAGUCAGAGAACUGUCUUUGGUGGACAGACCAGCACAAUGGUGGAUUAUUUGAUGAAUGUGCAUAUUCAAUGUAUUGUCUGACAUUUAUGAUCAAUUUAUUGCUACCUUGGUGAAUAAAACUAUCAAUUUCUAUCAAAGAGGGGGGUGCAGUGG
This is a messenger RNA of Scleropages formosus (Asian bonytongue), 3659 nucleotides long. It is a transcript of the gene shfl, whose product is annotated as shiftless antiviral inhibitor of ribosomal frameshifting. Gene Ontology annotation, molecular function: sequence-specific mRNA binding; ribosome binding. Lineage: Eukaryota; Metazoa; Chordata; Actinopteri; Osteoglossiformes; Osteoglossidae. The record is from RefSeq and is a predicted model, not a curated record. Gene Ontology annotation, biological process: viral translational frameshifting; innate immune response. The coding region runs from base 253 to 1266 and encodes 337 amino acids. The transcript is spliced from 9 exons.